AUGGCUUCUCUUCUGUUUUCAUGUUCAGAAUGUGGGAAAUCAAGUUUUGUUCAACAUCAUAGAACUCACACAGGGGAGAAACCAUUUUCAUGCUCAGCAUGUGGAAAAAGUUUUACUUACAGAUCAAGUCUCGUUGAACAUGAAAAAUCUCACACAGUGGAGAAGCCAUCUUUAUGUUCAGAAUGUGGGAAAUGUUAUACUUGGAAACCAAACUUAUUAGUCAUCAAAGAACUCACACAAGAGAGAAACCAUUUUCAUGCUCAGAAUGUGGAAAAUGUUUUACUUGGAAAUCAGCUCUUCUUCAGCAUCAAAGAAUUAACAUAG
Molecule: messenger RNA, 324 nt
Organism: Hyla sarda
Lineage: Eukaryota; Metazoa; Chordata; Amphibia; Anura; Hylidae
Product: gastrula zinc finger protein XlCGF67.1-like
Exons: 1
Coding region: 1-324 (107 amino acids)
Biological process (GO): regulation of transcription by RNA polymerase II
Molecular function (GO): RNA polymerase II cis-regulatory region sequence-specific DNA binding; DNA-binding transcription factor activity, RNA polymerase II-specific
Source: RefSeq, a predicted model, not a curated record